This is a messenger RNA of Coffea eugenioides, 714 nucleotides long. RefSeq lists its product as uncharacterized. The coding region runs from base 1 to 714 and encodes 237 amino acids. NCBI's taxonomy places the organism in Eukaryota, Viridiplantae, Streptophyta, Magnoliopsida, Gentianales, Rubiaceae. The transcript has a single exon. The record is from RefSeq and is a predicted model, not a curated record.
AUGCUCAAGUUUGUGGCAUUGGCACUGCCAACAUACACAAUGUCUUGCUUCAAGCUACCUAAAAAAUUGUGCAAGGAGAUUAACUCCACAAUGGCCAACUAUUGGUGGGGUAAGGAGAAUGGGAAGAACAAGAUACACUGGAAAGCUUGGAACAAGAUGUCGCGGGACAAGCAGGCAGGUGGCUUAGGCUUCAAGGAUUUGGAGGCUUUCAAUCUAGCCUUAUUGGGAGAGCAGAUUUGGAGGCAGCUCACUCAACCAAAUUUGCUGGUCAACAGAGUGCUAAAGUCCAGAUAUCACCCAAAGCAAUCUAUAUUCAAGUGUAAAGUUGCUGGGAAUGCUUCAUCGAUUUGGAAAGGACUGAUGCGACCUAGGCUGAUGGUUGAAGAAGGAACUCGAAAAAGGAUUGGCAAUGGCCUGAGUACUAACAUUUGGGAGGACAGCUGGAUUCCUAUGACACCAAAUGGAAGAGUGACAACACAGCAGCCACAAGGAGUUAAUUUGGUUAAGGUGGCAAACUUGAUCGUCCAGAAAGGAUGGAACAAGAACCUUCUCUUUAGGAAUUUCACCCCCAUGGAGGUAGAAGGAAUACUAAGCAUCCCCAUUAGCUUAGUAGACAAAGAGGACAGCAACUUCUGGAUUCACAAUUCAAAUGGGCAUUAUUCAGUGCGAUCAGCCUACAGGGUCCAAACUGAAGGGCUGAAGGCUUACGAGUAG